Messenger RNA from Oxyura jamaicensis (ruddy duck), 5077 nucleotides. RefSeq names its product OX-2 membrane glycoprotein-like. Gene Ontology annotation, molecular function: cell-cell adhesion mediator activity. Lineage: Eukaryota; Metazoa; Chordata; Aves; Anseriformes; Anatidae. The record is from RefSeq and is a predicted model, not a curated record. The coding region runs from base 2701 to 3630 and encodes 309 amino acids. The transcript is spliced from 6 exons. Gene Ontology annotation, biological process: negative regulation of macrophage activation; regulation of immune response.
UAAGCUGUGAAUGCGGAACUAAAGGGUAUGGGGAGGACUUUUGGAGGCCUAGCUCCUACCGCAGGAGAGACCUUGGGGAGACCUUAGUGCUAUGCUAUGGGUUCAGCCCUUCCGCAGUGCCACACGCUGCCAGGGAGGCAGGGUCGGGGUGGCGUGGAUGGACAGACUGCCAGGAGAUGUGUACCAGCUCUGAUGGGGUUGGGGACGGGGCGCAGCUGGGGCUGAACCUGCACAGUGCAGCAGAGCUGUACCAGGAUGUUGAGUCACUGCACGGGAAGGAUAGUUUUCUGAACAACACAAAAAAAAUAACCACCCCUCUGAACUUCUGUGAUUUUUCAGAAGGAGACAGAUUUAUCAGCAACCAGGCGGCUGUGACUGAGGAGUGACCCGCUAGGAGAAGCUGAGGGCAAGCAGGUGCUGCUGACCAACCUGGCCGGGAUGAGAUGGGCUGCAGAUGCUCCCUGUCCUGGGAGGGCAGCCCGUUAACACUCUGCCACCUACCUCUUCGGGUAGCAGUUUGAUGCAGAGCAGUUUCUGAAGGUGAGGUGCCACCCUUUGCUGCGGAGACCAUCCUCUCCCCUUCGGUGGGGGAAACGGGCUUCGGGGCCCCACCACCACCUAGCAGGAAAGAUCUGCCUUAGGAACACCUUGAUCAACGUGUCCUGGUUCCUGCUUCUGAAAAGGAGUCAGGAUUGUUUUCAAAAGCAGCAGGAGUCCUAUCCACCUAAGCACUUAAAACACGGGGAUUCAGCAAGUUUGGGAGCCAGGAGCACAGGGCUGAGACCAUACAGGCACAGGUUAGGACCCACCAGCUUCACGCGAGCUUAGUCAUUCUCAACUCAAACUGCCACUGAGGGCAGGACUUCAAGGUUUGGGGACUUUGUUUCCCCUCAAGGCCACUUAAAGUGGCCUCUGGGCUGCAGGGAAGUGAGGGAUGCCCUCAUUUCGGAAAUGAGCAGAAAGUUUAAUUGUGGCAACCUGAGUGCCUCAUCUGAGCUCCUGAAGAAUCAUAGAAUGGCAUGGGUUGAAAAGGACCUUAAAGAUCAUCUAGUUUCAAGCCCCUUAAGACUGAGCAAGCUGUCAGGGAACAGUACUUAGAGGCUGCAUGAUUUUUUCGUUCAUCCACUGAGACCACAGCGGGACUGAGAGGGGAUUUUCCUCUCCAUGAGCCUCCAAGGAAACCAUCAGUCCAUGCAGUGUUUUUUCGGUUGUGCUUCCUGGGAGCCAUGUUACCAGAGAGCCCUGGUGAUUGUUCCUUGGAAGUGCAAAGGCACAGGUUGAGAACUGAGGGAGUUUUAAGCAGCAGCAAGUCUGACACACGAAUACCCAGCAAGGCAGUGGAAAGAGGGGCUGGACAUCUGGCUUGAAGAGUCCUCCAAGCAGGGUUGCCUUUUCAGGCAUCUUUGCCUAUGCAUGUGGGGAUGGGCAUCCUUGGAAAUCCCACGUUGCUCUAAGACAGCACAUGACCCACCACUUUCCCAGAGCAAACCUGCUGUUUGUGUUAGCUAUCAGCUACUUCUCGGGGGGUUUGAGGCAGCUGGUUUUAUGGGGGUGGGUCCUCCUCUGUCUUCACAGCUCAAUAGGAGACAAUCUAGUUAUAACCACUGCUGCACAUAAAUACUGUGUAUUGAUGUACAUUAUAAAAAUCAUUUAUUUGUAUGCAGUGUAUGUAAAAGGCUGUCUUUAUGAGGUGCAAUGCAAUGGAUGAAACUAGGGUGAGUUUCUAAAUAGGAUUUUCCCGCCAGGAAGGCCAGAGCAGAUGACAAGGACUCUGCCCCUUGUGCUCUCCGACUGUAAUGUCCUUCCCUGCCUCAGUGGACUCAGUGCUGAAACCUAUGGAUGAGGUCUCCUCCGUAAAGAAGAGCCCGAGGCAAUGCUCUUUGACAUACGAAGAACUACGUCAUUCAUCUUAACUUGCUUGCUAAAUUACUUUUGUUUAAUCAAAGGACUUCUUGUGGUACCUUACCUGGUCCCUUAAGGUUGUUUCAUCACAGGUAUCUCCUACUUUCUCCCAUUUUGAAAUCACUCUCUUAGCCCUAUUCCUUAGCAAUUAAACACAAAAUGGCAUUGAACCUACCUUGUUUUUGGCAGGCAGUUUCCCAUCCUCCCACUGGAUCUCUGCACCCUUGGUAACCAGCUUUUGGCGUGGUUUCCCUGCUGUCUGAAUUUUCUGUACUGGAUAUGUUACCAAAGGAGACUCAAUGGCUGUACAAGCUCCUUAUCUCUCCCACCCAGAUACUGUACACCAAAAAAAAAAAAAAAAAAAACUUAAAAAAAAAAAAAGCCUCCACCACAGACAACCACUUGACGUGUGGAGGUGGGGAAAGGAGAAGGGGAGGAUGAAUGAUUGACGUGGUUUCCUGAGAAGCCAAGGCGAGCUAGAGCAUGCUGCUGCUGGUGGCCCCCACGAGGAGGCUGACGGGCUGCAGCAUGGACUCCCUUUAGGAUCCCUGAACUGAAACAGCAAUGUGGGGAUGUGGAGUGCUCUCAAGAAGAAAUCAGAGUGCUUGGCCACUGAGAAAAGUCACGAUGAAACAAAAGCUGGGUGCACGUGAGGCAGGGGUUUAUGAGGCAUCUCUUACCGUAUGUGCAUAUCGGGAAUGUCCGUAGAGUAAGAGCGAGGCGUAUAAAAAAGAGGAAGCUGCAUUGUGAUGGAUCAGUCAGUCAGUCGCUCGCUAGUCUCGGGGACGCACAGCUGAAAUGAUAGCCAUCUGCCUGCUCCUCUCCAGCCUCUGGAGCCUCGCUUCAGGCUCCGUGCAGGUGACACACAUGAAGGUGCAGUCGGUCCAGGCAGGCGGGAACGUUACUUUCUCAUGCCAGCUGGCCACAAACGAAGACGUGAUACAAGUGACCUGGCAGAAGGAGGUGGACGGGGCCGAAAGCAACAUAGCAACUUACAGUACCAUCAAUGGCCAGAAGAUAGCAAAGGACUACGAUGGCCAUGUGAGCUUCACAGACAGCGGGUUGCAGACUUCAGCCAUCUCCCUUCACAGGGUCACCCUGCAAGAUGAAGGAUGCUACAAGUGCAUCUUCAACACCUUUCCCUCGGGGGCCAUCACAGGCAGGACAUGCCUCAAGGUUUACGCCAUCUCGGACCCCAAAGUGGAAGCCAAGUUUAUACCCAGUCCAGACAUAUCUGAAGACUCUGAGAAAGUGGUGGGGAUGAGCUGCUCAGCAACAGGGAAGCCAGCUCCAAAAAUCUCCUGGCGCCUCCCCAGCACGCUGUUGCAGAAACCAAGGGAGUACCACGUCAGGCUCGGCAACCAGACAGUCACUGUCAUCAGCAACUUCACCCACACCCACUCCAAAAUCCUCCUGGAGUACCCCAUCGCCUGCGUGAUCCAGCACCCGUCUCUGAACGUGACCCUGGCCCUGCCCAAGGACAGCCUGGCACAGGGUCAGGAUAGCGCCGUGGCACCGUCUGUGGCCACCAUCGUGGGGGUGAUGGUCCCUCUGAUUUCCCUCCUUCUCCUCGCCUGCUUCCUUCGCUGCUGCCUGAGGCACCUACAUGACCCGGAGAGAAACCUGGCCCGGCCCGGCUGGGUCCUUCCUGUAUGUGCCAAGGAGAAGGCAUGUGGACAGUCCGUGCUUGUUGGCAAGCAGGGUGCCGCCGCGCCGCCUAACAGCUGAGAUCCUGCACACCCAACACGUGGACACAUUGGACUGUCAAGUAAACCUGCUGUGAGAUCACAACAAAGGAAAUACAGAAAAAAAAGACUUUUUAUAAUAUAUAUUUAUUUAUUUUGUUAUACAACCAUAUUCCGUUUUGUAGAAAAACUGUGAAAUAUUUAUUUGAGAAGCUAAGACUCUUGGCUAUGUGGAACUGCAUAACGAAACCUUGUGGUUUGCAUUUUCUAUGCUGCGUUUACUCCUUUCUCAUAUGUUAAUAUCAGAGGUUCAAAGCUGGGUGGGGGCUGCCUGAGGCAGCAUGGUGUUUUGUGGGGCCACUGACUUGGGGGGUGCUGCCUGUGGGUGGAGGGAGGCAGCAGGCACUUGGGGCGAGGAUGCUGCUGUUGUGAUUUUUAGGGAUCUGAACACUCUUGCAAAGGGCUCAGGAGAGCACAUCUGCAGCUGGUCCAUAUUUGUAACUCUGGUGCCAGGGGCUGUAAGUUCUGAGCCAUCAGGCACCAGGAGACUGCCAGCCCUCACCUCCACCAGCCUUUCCUAGAAAGGGGUGUAAAAACAAAGUGCCUUGUGUCUUCCCUCCCUUCCCUUCUCCUCCCUGUGGCCAACAAGCCGAGUCAUCUGAAAGGAAAGAGAGUGGGUGAGCUGAGAAUGAAUAAACCCAAUUCUUGUCAUAGAAAAAAAAGCUUUUUUAAACCUCAUAAUGCUUAGUAAUAACUGAUCUGGUGAGUGCAGGGAAAGGGGAACUAGCUGCAGCCCAGCAGCCCUCACAAUUGGGGAAUUUUUCUCCAUAAUUGUCAAAGGAAGAAACCUCUUUUUCUUUUUUUCCAGACUUCCCCAGAACUGCAAUCUAGGUUUCCUCUUUGCCUUCAUGGGAAAGGGCUAUGAAAGGAGGCAGACCUUCCCCAGGGGUAUUUUGUGCCCUGUGGGAUGCAGGCAAAGUGACUGCUGCUCCAGGCGGUGGUACGUCAGACUUCUCCACUCAGUGGGGUUCGCACUUGCUCUUCAGGUUUUUUUUUUAGUUUGAGGUUUUGUUUGUUUGUUUGUUUUGUUUGUUUUUGGAGAGUUUUUAAAAAUGUUUGCUUCUAAUGUUUAAAUUAUUAUAUAUAUAUUUUUUUUUUAAAAAAAAGAAAUCAGUCUGUUUCUGAAGUAGACUUGACAUGAGAAUGAAAAGGAUUUUCAGAGGGGAGAUAAGGCACAAAGCUGGCAAGAAACUCUUAUUAAGCAUAGGAAGAUUGUAGAGAUAAUGUAUUUUUAUUUUUUUACAAGUUGUUCUUCUGGAGUGGAAGCUGGGUUUGGAGUCAAUAAAAUACAUACUUAUGUGUGUUUUUGUAACUCCUUUUACUUUUUAGUUGAAUGUUAAAUUGUGAAAUGCUUCUGUAGGUUUCUGCUUACCAGCGCAACAGAACUAGAGAGCAAAUGAAAGGGGGGAUCUGGCAGCAUACAAGCAAAA